ACAUUCCCAAGUCACAUGCGCGUACCGCUCGUCACUCGUCAGGCAAUCGCACAAACAACCAACCGACACGCACCGACUGAACCGGUAGCCAGCCGUUAGUGGCACGGCGCAGCAGUUGAACACGUGGCCUGAUCCACCCCGUGAGUUUCACGGUGAGCUCAUCGGACGUCUGGUACUCAUCGUCAAGUCUCGCUCGGACCAGUAAAGGCAAAAAAGCCUAGAAGCGCCCAGCGACACAGCCAUUGCUAAAAGGUUGGUUAAGCAAUCAAUUCCACAUAAAGAUGAAUAGAAUAUAUGGAGCUCACAGAGCUCCUUAACGGUUUCAGUGCGGGAAGGUGAGAAGAGGAUAAUAGAGCAGAGCCGCAGAGCGAAAUGUCAGGAUCAAACACGUGGCGGGACGAGCUGACGAGUCUAGUGGAGGACACGGCGAUACGGUACACUGGGGAGCCAAUCGGAGGCUCGACGACAUCGUUUGGGACGAGAAGGUCGGGGUUCGUUAUGGGCGAAGAAUCGGCAGGAUCGGAGAGCCUGAAGGAUCAGGUGAAGGGAUUCGCGAUGGCUUGGGGUGAGAUACUGAUGGAAUUGGGCAGAGGCUGCAGGGACAUUGCGCAGCAGAGCCUUCUGACCGAGGACUCGUAUAUCGUGCGAAAGCUUCGGAAGCCGUACGCUAAGGUCUCCGGCAGAUUGAAGUACUUGAAUGAGUUUUUGCCGGAGGAUCGCGAUCCUGCUCAAGCGUGGUCGGUCAUAUUCUUCGUCUUCAUUCUCGCGCUUGCAGCUUUGAAUGUAAAUAGCACACAUGACAGCUUGAUCCCACCAGUAAAGAAGGUGCGUAUACAUCCUCCCAGCGCUAGCCGCAUACAACUUCCUGAUGGUAGGCACAUGGCUUAUCAUGAGCGAGGUGUUCCAGCCAACAGAGCUAGAUUUUCCCUAAUAGCUCCACAUUCUUUUCUUUCCUCACGACUUGCAGGUAUACCGGGGGUUAAAAUGUCCUUGCUUGAAGAGUUUGGCAUUCGCUUGGUAACGUAUGAUCUUCCUGGUUUUGGGGAGAGCGAUCGUCAUCCCGGAAGGAACCUUAACUCAUCAGCAUUUGAUAUCUUGCACCUUGCUAAUGCAGUUGGUAUUAGUGACAAGUUCUGGCUGCUGGGCUAUUCCAGUGGAGCCACUCAUGCUUGGGCUGCUCUCAGAUACAUACCUAACAGAAUUGCAGGUGCAGCCCUGUUGGCCCCAAUGAUUAAUCCGUAUGAUCCGAGCAUGACUAAAGAAGAGAUGAAAAGCAUGUGGGAAAACUGGGUGCCAAGAAGAAAAUCAUUGUACUUCUUAGCUCGUAGAUUUCCAAAGUUCCUCUCCUAUUUCUAUCGCCGUAGCUUCCUAUCUGGAAAGCAUGAUCGAAUUGAUAACCGGUUAUUUCUAUCACUGGGAAAGAAAGAUGAAAUUCUGAUCGAAGAGCCAUUAUUUGAAGAAUUUUGGCAUAGAGAUGUGGAGGAGUCGAUCCGCCAGGGAAAUACAAAACCAUUUAUAGAGGAAGCUGUGCUACAGGUAUCAGAUUGGGGUUUUAGCCCAGCAGAUCUUCAGGUGCGGAAGAAGUGUCAGAGAGGAGGCAUUCUUUCUUGGCUCAGGUCCUUUUACAGUGAGGCAGAAUGUGAAUUGGUGGGAUUCCUAGGCCCAAUACAUAUAUGGCAGGGCAUGGACGAUCGGGUAGUCCCACCAUCAGUGACUGACUAUGUGGUCCGGGUUCUACCUGGGGCCAUUGUGCAUAAGCUCCCAAAUGAAGGCCAUUUCUCCUAUUUCCUUUUCUGUGAUGAAUGCCAUAGACAGAUAUUUUCCACACUUUGGGGAAUCCCUCAAGGUCCACUUGACAGGAAAGUUGAAAUGGAUCAAACUCCAAUUGAAGGAGAUAUUGAAGUGGUAUCACCUGUUGCUGAUUCUACAACAAAAUGAAGCUAUUACUGAUAUCCCAGUUUCUACAUGAAAUUCUGAUGUAUAUACCACCACAGGUUGCUCCUAUGCUCCGGGAGCAUUAAAGAUGAGAUUUUAACUACCGUCCCGUUUCAUAAUUUUUGACGAUAAUCACUUCAGAUGAGAGAUGGAGAAGAGCAAGGAGGCUGAUUUUUUUUUUUUUUUACUGAAAUCCUAUGAUUUUCUGCUGUAUCAGAAUCAUCAUUUUAAUUAUCGUUAACACUUUCCUCAGUUAUAUUUACCCUCGGACUGAGCAGCAAACGUUCAAUGAAAAAUGGCCCUACAAUCUGAUUA
Molecule: messenger RNA, 2250 nt
Organism: Alnus glutinosa
Lineage: Eukaryota; Viridiplantae; Streptophyta; Magnoliopsida; Fagales; Betulaceae
Exons: 7
Coding region: 373-1938 (521 amino acids)
Source: RefSeq, a predicted model, not a curated record